This is a messenger RNA of Penicillium griseofulvum, 708 nucleotides long. Its product is annotated as N-terminal protein methyltransferase. Gene Ontology annotation, biological process: N-terminal protein amino acid methylation. The transcript has a single exon. Lineage: Eukaryota; Fungi; Ascomycota; Eurotiomycetes; Eurotiales; Aspergillaceae. The record is from RefSeq and is a predicted model, not a curated record. Bases 1 to 708 code for a protein of 235 amino acids. Gene Ontology annotation, molecular function: N-terminal protein N-methyltransferase activity. Gene Ontology annotation, cellular component: cytoplasm.
AUGACAGACUCAACGGCAGCUGAUUCCAAAAUUAACCAUGCCGCCUCCUUGAAAUACUGGAACAGUGUUCCAGCCACCACCGGCAGCAUGCUUGGCGAAUUCCCAUCAGUGUCACGCAUUGACCUACAAGGGUCCAAAACCUUCCUAGCCAAGGUCCGCCGUUUAUUACCCGGAGUCCAAUCCGAGGGCAAAUUCCACCAAGGUGUUGAUUGUGGUGCCGGCGUCGGUCGGGUGACAGAGGGUUUCCUAAGCCAUGUCUGUGAAGUGGUAGAUGCGGUAGAGCCGGUAGCCAAGUUCACACAAGUGAUGCAAGACAGCCAAUUGAAACGGGACGGCGUCGUUGGGACCGUUUACACGCGCGGCCUGGAAGAUUGGACCCCAGAAAAGAAAUAUGAUUUGAUCUGGGUCCAGUGGUGUGCCGGUCACCUCACGGAUUCACAGCUCAUUGACACUACCGUGCGGUGCCGCAAAGCAUUGACUGAGAACGGUCUUAUGGUUUUCAAGGAGAAUCUGUCCACCCAUUUCUCGGGUCAGGAUAUGUACGACAGUGAGGAUAGCAGUGUCACAAGGACAGAUGCGAAAUUCAGACAGGUCUUUGAGGCUGCCGGCAUGGAGGUCGUCAAGUCGGAACUCCAGAAGGGGUUCCCCAAGUCUUUCAAUCUCUUGCCUGUGCAAUUCUAUGCCUUGCGGCCGAAGACAUCCAAUUAG